Messenger RNA from Gekko japonicus, 1844 nucleotides. RefSeq names its product zinc finger protein 70-like. The transcript has a single exon. The coding region runs from base 108 to 1646 and encodes 512 amino acids. Gene Ontology annotation, biological process: negative regulation of transcription by RNA polymerase II; regulation of immune system process; regulation of cytokine production. NCBI's taxonomy places the organism in Eukaryota, Metazoa, Chordata, Lepidosauria, Squamata, Gekkonidae. The record is from RefSeq and is a predicted model, not a curated record.
ACCCACCUAGAAGGAGGGAUAAUUCCAGUCUUUUACAAGGGGAUGACUCUCUACGGCAAAACAUAUGUCUAGGAGACAACAGGGAUGAAGCAGAAGAUCACAGAUUGAUGGAUAUAUGUUCAGAUGUGAAAGAGAUGUUUGAAUAUUUGGGUGCACCGAGUGAGGAGGAGGGAAAACACCCACCUAGAAGGAGGGAUAAUUCCAGUCUUUUACAAGGGGAUGACUCUCUACGGCAAAACAUAUGUCUAGGAGACAACAGGGAUGAAGCAGAAGAUCACAGAUUGAUGGAUAUAUGUUCAGAUGUGAAAGAGAUGUUUGAAUAUUUGGGUGCACCGAGUGAGGAGGAGGGAAAACACCCACCUAGAAGGAGGGAUAAUUCCAGUCUUUUACAAGGGGAUGACUCUCUACGGCAAAACAUAUGUCUAGGAGACAACAGGGAUGAAGCAGAAGAUCACAGAUUGAUGGAUAUAUGUUCAGAUGUGAAAGAGAUGUUUGAAUAUUUGGGUGCACCGAGUGAGGAGGAGGGAAAACACCCACCUAGAAGGAGGGAUAAUUCCAGUCUUUUACAAGGGGAUGACUCUCUACGGCAAAACAUAUGUCUAGGAGACAACAGGGAUGAAGCAGAAGAUCACAGAUUGAUGGAUAUAUGUUCAGAUGUGAAAGAGAUGUUUGAAUAUUUGGGUGCACCGAGUGAGGAGGAGGGAAAACACCCACCUAGAAGGAGGGAUAAUUCCAGUCUUUUACAAGGGGAUGACUCUCUACGGCAAAACAUAUGUCUAGGAGACAACAGGGAUGAGGGCACUGCAAGCAGGGAAGAUUUCAGUGAAAUAUCAGUUACUAAUAUUCAACAAAGGAUGUGUAACAGAGAGAAAAUAUAUAAAUGCCUGGAGUGUGGAAAAAGUUUCAGGCAGAAAGCACACCUUACUUACCAUGAAAGAAUUCACACGGGAGAGAAACCAUAUAAAUGCUUGGAGUGUGGGAAAGGCUUCAGUCAGAGUUCCAGUCGUACUUCUCAUCAAAGAAUUCAUGCAGGGGAGAAACCAUACAAAUGCCUGGAGUGUGGGAAAAGCUUCAAUCGGGGUGACUGCCUUAUUUCCCAUCAAAGAAUUCACACAGGGGAGAAACCAUAUAAAUGCCUGGACUGUGGGAAAACCUUUGGUGAGAAUUCCGGUCUUACUUCCCAUCGAAGAAUACACACAGGAGAGAAACCAUAUAAGUGCCUGGAGUGUGGAAGAAGCUUCAGUCAGAGUUCCAGUCUUACUUCUCAUCAAAGAAUUCACACAGGGGAGAAACCAUAUAAAUGCCUGGAAUGUGGGAAAAGCUUCUAUGAGAGUGGAAAACUUACUUCUCAUCAAAGAACUCAUACAGGGGAGAAACCAUAUAAAUGUGUGGAGUGUGGGAAAAGCUUCAGUCAAAGUAACACUCUUAAUUACCAUCGAAGAAUUCACACAGGAGAAAAACCAUAUAAAUGCCUAGAGUGUGGGAAAAGCUUCAGUCGGAGUGACAGUUGUAUUUCCCAUCAAAGAAUUCACGCAGGGGAGAAACCAUUCAAAUGCUUGCAGUGUGGAAAAAGGUUCCUUCGGAGUGCACACCUAACUUCGCACCAAAGGACGCACACAGGGGAGAGGAAAUACGUUGCAUAUUAAUGAUUUUAAUUAGAUUCAUGAAUAUUUAUACAUUAUGAAUUUUCAUACCCUUUGUAUAGCUCAAUUCCUGUUCAGAAAAAGUACCAAAAGUUCAGAACCGCCUCUCAACCUUGACAGUUCUUUAGAAUAACGGAAGAAAUACCGUGUUUCCCCGAAAAUAAGACAUAUAUUUAUUUUUUCUCAAGAAGACACACUAGG